This is a messenger RNA of Salarias fasciatus (jewelled blenny), 5615 nucleotides long. It is a transcript of the gene spata2, whose product is annotated as spermatogenesis associated 2. Gene Ontology annotation, biological process: regulation of necroptotic process; regulation of tumor necrosis factor-mediated signaling pathway; protein K63-linked deubiquitination. Gene Ontology annotation, molecular function: heme binding. The record is from RefSeq and is a predicted model, not a curated record. Gene Ontology annotation, cellular component: cytoplasm. NCBI's taxonomy places the organism in Eukaryota, Metazoa, Chordata, Actinopteri, Blenniiformes, Blenniidae. Bases 534 to 2240 code for a protein of 568 amino acids. The transcript is spliced from 3 exons.
GGGAAUUUCCAACAGCUGAGGAGGCGUAGCUAGCCACGGCUAGCACUUGUUAAAGCUUGGAUAUGGCUCAGAACAAUCACCCAACCAUGAGUGAGUCUUCUAGAUGAGCGACCUUGAUCUCUACGCCAGCUGAAACCAAGGAAUGGAAUAGAUACAACACUGCGUUACCAGCACGUGCAGAAAACGCUCCCCCUGACUUCAUUUUGCUUGACAUAGGCCUGUUUGUCUGGAAACAACUUAGGCUUUGAGCCAGCAGCAGAGAUGGCCGUACGAAGGCGUCCCUACAGGCUGCAGCCUAGUUACGCCAACUGAAAACACCGGACAACUGCAUCUCUUGUUCAGACGAUGUGCUGCUGAGUGGAUGCUGAAUCUCGCUCCUCCAUAACACCAACGCUGACUGUGUGCCAGUGUGUACGAUGAAUUAUGGUGCCCGAAAAUGGUGAGUGAAUGUGGCAUCCUGGUGCAAGUUAUGCUAAAAGGGGUGAGGCUCUCCCAUAAACGUGCAACAGCCGACUGGUAGUCUGCUGCAAACAAUGGAUGCCAAGUUAAAGGAGGACCUGUUUCGGAGGUACGUGACGGCGCUGGAGAGGCGUCUGGAGGAGGGAGGGGAACGCACGGGGAGCAGGAAUACACCUGAGGGGGACAGGAGCAGGCACAAGGACAGUGAAGCCCUGCUCUCCACUGCUACCGCCCUGCUGGGAGCCUACCAACCAGACCCGGGGCAGCGGUUUCGCAUGGUGCGUUUCUACGAGGUGGUGGAGAACUCGCUCCGCUGCCAGAGAGGAGGAAACCUCCGCAGCCUGGAGAGGGCUUUCCACACCCUGGAAACCAUCUGCACCAACCUCCUGCUCUUUCCCUGGAAGAAGGAGUUCAGAUGUAUAAAGACCUUCACUGGCCCGUAUGUCUACCAUCUGCAGUCUGCCAUCUCCGAUGCUGAGCUCCGUGCUCUAAUGCGCACCAUUGGCUAUGCCUGUGACCAUGAUUCACAGUUCUAUUUGCAGGAACACCCAGGAGGCUCCAAUCAUCUCCGUCAGUUAGCAUUUGAACUCUUCUUGGCGCAGGCAGAGUGCCGUCUUCUCGGAGAGGUGGUGGCUCUGGCCCGCGGGUCGGCCUCGGAGCUGGAGGCUCUGGAGCUGCGCAGGGGCUGCAGAGAUGAUGCGGCCGGCUGCGCGGAGGCGCUCCGCCGGCGCGACAGCCUCGGGGCUGACAUGGCGCGGCUGUCCGUGCGCCCUCUGGAUAUAGAGCGGCCUCACGCCCACCACCUGAGGCGAGGCAGCCGGCCGUCCAAGUCGGUGGAUGUUACAGACGGGGCGGGCCACUGGCACCCGGCGGUCAGCAAGCCGGUCCUGAAGGCCUCGCUGAGUCUGAGGAAGGAGCCGCUGUUCGUGGAUGCAGAGGAGGAUAUGAAGGAUGAGAUCCUGAGACCAAACACCUCAGCAUCUCUUUUCUCCGUGGCAGCUCCACCUUCUUACAGCCCCAUCGCUGAUUUCUUCCCAAUCCAGUCCCCUCCGCCCGCCGAUCCCUACACUUCUUAUCAUCUCUCAUCUCUGGAUGAGAUUGACUUGUACACGGAGAGGGGGGGCGCCGGGACCGGCGGAAGGCAGACGCCGUCUCGACCUCCGUCCAGGGAACCCCGGGAUGCUCGGGACGGAUGGCUGCUGAAGGCCCACGGCAAUGUGAAGUGUCAGGGUUGCGGGCUGGGAUGCUCCACGAUGGCGUCCUGCCAGCGGUGCGACAUGAUCCUCUGUCCCGCCUGCCACGACGUGGACCCCUCGCCCUGCUGUGGCCUCCAGGACUACCACCCCAAAUCCCCGCGGCCCCUCGACGGGUACAUCCCCGUCAAGGAGAAGCUCUCCGUCUACUCGAAUACUCACUCCCACUCCCACCUCCAUCCGCACCCGCUCACUCUGACCCACUCACAUUCCCAUCCCCACCCUCACCCUCAGAUGGUGGAGAAACCCCUCAUGUCCACAAAGCUGUUUCCAAGCAAGUCUGUUGCCUUGACAACACCAAAGGGAGGCAGCAGCGAGCGGCUAAGCAUGGGGGGAUCGCGAUGCGGGUUCUGCAACAAGCCAGGUGCGUCACACACUUGUGUGAACUGCUCGAAGGUGUCGUGUGACUCGUGCAUGGGCUUGUAUGCGAAGGACAUCUGCACGCGGAAGAAUCCUCAGCACAGUUUUGUGCCCAACCAUCAGCUCAACUUCAAAUCUGGCACCAUAUCCCACCUGGUGUACCGGUGAAUCAAGCAGACGGAGCGUUUUUCGUUUCCCUCCCUCCCCUCAACCCGCAACGUAGUCUUGCACUAUUGCUUUUGCUUUCCUCCCACUUUAAACUCUCCAUUCACUACGUUCCCCUUUAUCUGAUGGUCUCCACCCCGACCCGCCCUUGAACUUUGUACAUUUUUCUCUUGCCGUCAGUAGGAAAUUGGAAUGCACACGCCACAGAGAGCCAUAUCCGCCCGUCUCUCUGCCUGCUCCAAGUCCAGGCCUUUUCUCUGUGUCUUCAGUUUUCCCCUUGCUACCUGCUCUUGAGUAGUCGUGAUGUUGUAGCGCUUCCCAAAUUCCUCUAAAUUUACCCUCCUCAAAAAGAACAGCAGAGAAAACAGUUGAAUUCCUUCUCAUUUUGAAUGAAUUACAUCCAGAUGAACAUAUAUUCUUUUCCUAAAUUCCAGCUAAGAAUUCUUCUAAUAUAUAAAUAUAUAUAUACAGUAUAUAUGUGAGUGAGAGAGAGUGUGUGUGUGCGCGCGUGCGUGUGUGUAGAAAAGACCUCUGAGCUUGCAUUGUGAUAAAGGGGAUCUUUUUUAACUUGAAAAAAAAAAAUGUAGGGAUAAAGAGAAAAAAACAUACACUGGAAAUCAAUAAGUCAAUAGUAUAUAUUUUUAAUCUCUAUUCUCUAGAACAAUGUGAGACUGUUAAACGGGCAUGAGGUCUGGCAUUGGGGUCUUUUGGGGUGUGAACCUCUGUGGGUGUGGGGUGGGAGAUCUCUCAAAGGGACAAACUGAUUCAUGGUUCAGAUGCCAUAUAUUCUAUUGAAAAGAUUCUGCCUUGUAAAUUAACCCUGAACGGUUUCCGGUUCUCUGACUGAGCUUCAGAUGCUGCUGUUAACUUGAGACUUUGAAGAUAAGUGGCGUUGAUUUCUUUCUGGUCGUCGUGUCGGUAUCGAGCCCCCGUCAUUUACACUCCUCCGGCCUACGCGGCUCAUGAUGUUUGUAAUUUCCCCUUCACUACGUCUGUGGUCCCCGGCGGCCUCGGGCCAGGUCACAGCAAGUCUCGCUGAGCCACAAAUCAACAGAUUACGCUUCUUUGACAUGAUGUGAGCCCAUUGAUUGGUUCCAGGCAGUAUGAAAGUGUAUACUCUAACAUGGUUUCUGUCUACCUCAGAUGACUUGUACACCCAGUUUAACAUUGUGGUUUCAAACUAGCCCUGAAGAAGCAACUACUGUGUAUUUAUUACAUUAUUCUUCUACGAUUUGCUUCUCGUGUUUCCGCUGAAACAUCUCGCAGCCAAUUAAAUCAGUCACUUUGACAGGUUUGGGGUUUUUUUGGCUCUUUCUCUCGCUGUAUAUACAAGAUGACAGAGAGGCUUGACUGACUGGUCAUUUGAAGCUGAUUGUGUACUGGGCUGCAUUGUUUUCACUCGGUUAUGUCACAUUGAUUUCACAGAGAAAUCAGUUUCACCUGGUGUUUCAGUGAGUUCUGAUGAUCUGGUCUCAAUUGGAUUUCAAAUAUAAAAGCUUGAAUCUGUAGUUUCUGAUCAAAAGCUGAAUGAAUGUGGAGGGGAUGCAGCUUUGCUGGUAGUUUGAGUACCAGGUGGUGAUGGAAAUGAUCAGACAUGAUCAGCUGACUGUCUGCAGGCUCAAUGCAGCCCCGUCUCCGUACUUUGCAGUCCAUGAGCCAAAUUCAAAAGAUUAGAAGCUGGUUUCCCAGUCUACAGUACGAUGAGUGUUUUACAUACUUCUGAAAUUACUGUAGAAAAAGAUCAAUUGCUGUAUAAAGAUUGUCCUUUUCAUUAUAUUAAUGGCCUAUAAUUUCAAAUAACUCUUAGCGGUAGAUGUUGGGCUCAAUUUGGCCCUUUUUCGGUAGUGAGAAGGAAAUUUUGGGAAUCCCUAGCAAUGAAAACUGAAAAUAUAACAACUGGAGAAAACCAUGUAAUCAAAAAACUGGAAUAACACGUCACUCCAAAGUGUCACUGUAAUCAGGUUAAAACCUUUUGGAUUUGAGAUGCACUUUAACACGGACUGUAAAUGAAAUUCUGUUUGUACAACUCUCAGCUUCAAAAUGACUAUCAGAAAUAUUUCUGUGAAGUGUAUACAGCACAGCUUCUCACCUUACGAGUGUGUGAGACGCGCUUCGAGGAACUCAAGCAGCUGUGCUGGAAAGGUGUGUGUGAGGAGGGGAACGGCUCCGCUGAGAGGCGCUCGCCUCCUCCGCUAGUUUACAUUAAAUGGCUUUUACUGUGUGAACACUUAAAAAUGAAGGACCUUCAGUCAUUAGGCUUUAAUUGUCCUUGUGAAAGGGGGAAUAAUCGUAUUUUUGCAGUUGAUCGUCACCAAGGGCUAAUUUAAAAUCACAUUUCAUUCAACAACAACAAAAAAAAAACGUCCAGGUUAUUUAGACAGACUGCUAAAGCUGCUCCAGCCUUACUGUUCUGUCAGGAAUAACCUCCAAAUGCCUUAAGCUCAUUCAGCUGUCUUCUCCUUCAGUAUUUCUGUUUUUCAUGUCGUCUUUUCCCUGUGUUGUGUUCCACCACCCCGCAGGUUGAAAAUCAGCGUGUGAAGCAGACAGGAAGGCAGAUGUAAAAUAAGGAGAAUUAUGCAGCAGAUCACACUUGUUGUUGCCUGUCAUGUUUUGUUUGGAUGUCAGAUUUUCUUUUGUAUAUAUAUAUAUAUUUUUUUUGUUUGUACUUUUUGGUGAAGUUUGAGCUCAUGCUUCGUCUCAUUCCUCCUGAAUCGUCGUGUCUUUAUCAUGUUGAAAAGGUGAAGAAGGGAUGUCUGAUACCAGUCGGAUGUUGUGUGAACAUUCUUUAAGAAAUGUUAUCGGGUCAACAUUAGCUGAGUUGGGUAUCAGAAAAGUCUUGAGUGACCUUAGGGGCUGUGCAAUUUUAUUGGUUUCCAUCCAACAAAGCCUUUAUUAUAUAAAAAAAAAAGAAGAAGAUAGUUUGAAUAUUUAUCAUGAAUAUAUUUCCGUUCCUCAACUCUGUUUGCAAAUCAUACCAGCAGCAAAGACGGCUGUCCGAAGUAUUGAGCCAUGUUGUGAGAGUGAACAUAUUGCCAAAUGAAGAACAAAUCUCUUACUGGAGCGGAAAACAAGAAAAAUAAAAAAUAAAAAAAUCCUGUGGCUUUUCUGGAUGUACAGUUACUGUAUCAUAAAUCUGUGAAUUUUGCUAAAGUUAAGCCUCGUGUCCGUGGAUGUUGGCCUUUUUAGGAAGCCUGGAGAGAAAAUGAUCAACAUAGACAGACACACACACACACACACACACACACACACACUGGGAUGUGGAUCUGACUGGACGCAGCGGGCUGAUAAUUUGUCUUUAAGGGCUACGCAGGCUGCAGGCUGCUGCUGUUGUAACACGUUCAGAUGACUUGUGGAUCGGAGCUUAUUUCAGCUUCUGCA